AUGAGCUACGAUCCAAUUCAUGAUACUUAUGUACCUUCAAAAGAAUCAAGCUCAUUGACAUCUACAAACGACUCACUGAAGAGUCAAAAUAUAAAUAAUAUAAUAGAUUCCAAUGUUUCAGGUAAUGUAUUUGAUGUUAAUCAUGGUGGUAGUGCUUUAUCUAUAUCUCAUUUAGUUUCAAGUCAACAACAAGAACCUUCAUUAAUGGUACCACCUAAAAUAAAUACAAUUUCAAGUCUAAUUAACACUCCACCUGAAAUUAAUGAAGAUGAAAAUGAUAAUGAUGAUGAUUAUAACGAUGAAACAGAUGUAAAUUCAACUAUAUUAGGAGAUGAUGAUGAAUAUACAUCAACACCACCUCCAAAAAACAAAGAAAAGAAGGAAAAAAAGCCAACUAAUAGAAGAGGCAAAAAGAAGAAUAAUAUAGCAAAUGCAAAAUUAUCAUUAAAAAAAUCGGAUGGUGAACCAUUUUGGAGAAAAGAUAUCCAAUAUGAUUUUUUGAGUGCUUUAUUUGAUGAUCCUACUCCUUGUUUUACUAAUGUUUUUCCACAUUCAAGUAUAACUAAUUGUAAUGAUAAUCCUAAAAUUUCAUUUGGUGAAUUAUACGUAAGGACAUUAGCUGAAUCUAACAAAUGUAGUCGAGUUUUGAAAGAAAAAUUAAUUAGAGAUUUUGAAUUAGGUAAAGCUGUAUCUAUGGUUUGUAUAUUAGUCAAUGUUGGAAGAAUGAACACCACCAUAAAUUUUGUACCUGAGAUGAAAUCAACCUUACGUACUUUUCAUUCCAUCCCAUCAUUACAAACUGGUCCUGAGGGAGGUACAGUUAAACAAUUACAAGACACUCCAAGAUUAAAAAGUAUAUUGAAAGCAGUAUGUGAAGGUGAAGAAAAUAAUUUGGGAUUAUUGGAUGAAUUAAUGAAAAAUCCACCAGCUAAAAAACCGAACACAAAUUUAAUUCAAUUGUUAUUUUUAUUAAGUAAUUCAGUUAAUGAUAUUCCAUAUAUGAAUAAUGAUCCAAAUUGUUCACACUUAUUACAUUUAUUCGUCGAUGAUAGAUAUGAUCCAAAAAAUAGAGCUCAAAGAUUAUUGUGGUUAUUAUACACUUAUUUAGAAACAAGUUUUACAGUUGAAGAACUUGCUCAAAAUCCAUUUGGUGCAAAUCAAAUCCCACCACCAAUUUUAAUACCCCAAGAUCAAUUGGAAUCAUUUGAUAAAGAUCCAGUUUAUGAAAUUGUGUAUGCUGAUGAAAUGUAUAAAUUAAGAAUGCAACAUUUGGCAGGUGAUAAUGAUGCAGAAAAAGAAACCACACAAUAUACAAAUAAAAAAGAAUCAAAGAAAAGAGAAAGAGAAAAAGAUCAUGAAGAUGGUAGAUUUCAAUUCACGGAAUCUGAAACUAUAGAAGAAAAGAAGAAGAAAAUUAAACCACAUCAAUUGGAAUUUGAACAAUUACAAAAACAAUUCCAUCAACAACUACAAAAGGAAAAACAACAAGAGAAUAAACAACAAGAAACAAUACAAGUACAACAACCAAUUAAUAAAAAAGUCAAAAAGAAUAAUCCAAACGUUGCAUCACCAUUAUCUAGAAAUGUAAUAAAUAGAAGCGAAGAAGAAAAUCAAAGGGAAUUAAAAGGUAUUAAAUUUCCAAUUGAGAAUCUUGCAAUCAUUAAAAAAGAAUUCAAUGGUCCAAUUAGGGCACAUCAAUCGACUCCAGAUUCAUCAGAAUCAGUUUCACAUCGUUGUGAAUUAGUUGAAUUGUCAAAACAUACAAUACAUGAAGUACGUACUUCUUCAAAAGCAAGUACAGCUUCAUUUAAUAAGAAAACUACAAUUUUGGGAAAUUGGUUAUAUCGUUACUUUAGGUAUAAGAAAUCAAUAGGGAAUAAAUUACUCGGUAUGGAAUGGGAAGAUAUUCGAUAUGAAUUAAUUAAAAAUGUUGAAGGUUAUAUGUAUGAAAAUUUUGGAAAGUCAUUAAUUGAUGAAUUUGAUGAUUUACAAUUUGAUUAUUUUGUAUUGGGAGAUUAUGAUAAAGCAAAUGAAAAGAAGCUGUAUAUUUUACAAUUGAUUACUUUUUUAAAUGAAUGGUUUAUAAGUAGAUUAGAAAAGAAAUUUGAAAGAGGAAUACCUAGAUCUUAUAUUUCAUUUGAUUUAGAAAAUGAAACUGUGAGUAUAUAG
This is a messenger RNA of Insectozyma verbasci, 2169 nucleotides long. Lineage: Eukaryota; Fungi; Ascomycota; Pichiomycetes; Serinales; Debaryomycetaceae. The record is from the annotation of a GenBank genome assembly.